Paramuricea clavata is the source of this 234-nucleotide messenger RNA. Lineage: Eukaryota; Metazoa; Cnidaria; Anthozoa; Malacalcyonacea; Plexauridae. The record is from the annotation of a GenBank genome assembly.
AUGGCGAUGAAAUACAGGGAAGUGUACAAACACAUUGCACCAGAAGUCUUGAACGGAUCUUGUGUUACAACUGGGAAGAAAAUCAGCAGCACAAUCCUAUUACAGUUAGCAAAUGCAGCUACUGAUAUUAACCCCACAAAAAAAGCCCACUCUUUUGAAAUUAUUGACCAUGUUGAAUGCAGAGAAAAUCCACAGCUGAGAUGCAUUAAAGAGGCUCUACAAAAUGAAGUAUAA